Propithecus coquereli (Coquerel's sifaka) is the source of this 3479-nucleotide messenger RNA. RefSeq names its product zinc finger protein 569 (gene ZNF569). Lineage: Eukaryota; Metazoa; Chordata; Mammalia; Primates; Indriidae. The record is from RefSeq and is a predicted model, not a curated record. The coding region runs from base 95 to 2047 and encodes 650 amino acids. The transcript has 3 exons. Gene Ontology annotation, biological process: regulation of DNA-templated transcription.
GGGAACAGUGACAUUCAAAGAUGUGGCUAUCGACUUCACCCAGGAGGAGUGGAAGCACUUGGAUCCUGCUCAGAGGAACCUGUAUCGGAAUGUAAUGCUAGAAAACUAUAACAACUUAAUCACAGUAGGCUAUCCAUUCACCAAACCUGAUGUGAUUUUCAAAUUGGAGCAAGAAGAAGAACCAUGGGUGCUGGAGGAAGAAGUAUUAAGGACACACUGUCCAGGAGAAAUAUGGGGAAUUGAUGAGACUCAGAAAAACCAGAACAGACUUUUGAGACAAGUUGAAGAUAAAUUCAAGAAAACACUGACUGAAGAAAAAGUCAAUAAAUGUCAUAAGAAAUUUGCAAAUGUAUUUCCUCUGAACUCAGAUUUUGUUCCUUCUGGACACAAUCUCUAUGAAUAUGACUUAUUUGGAAAGUGUUUAGAACAUAAUUUUGACUGCCAUAAUAAUUUGGAAUGCCUUAUAAGAAAGAAACAUUGUGAAUAUAUUGAACCUGUGAAAUCAUAUGGUAAUAGCUCAUCUCUUCUUGGAGUAACCCCCUUUAAGUGUAAUCAUUGUGGAAAAGGCUUCCAUCAAACAUUGGACCUCAUCAGACACCUGAGAAUUCAUACUGGAGAGAAGCCCUAUGAAUGUAGUAACUGUAGAAAAGCCUUCAGCCACAAAGAGAAACUUACUAAACAUCAUCAAAUUCACAGUCAGGAGCAGUCUUUUGAAUGUAACGAAUGUGGGAAAGCUUUCAUUAAAAUGUCAAAUCUCAUUAGACAUCAAAGAAUUCAUACUGGAGAGAAACCAUAUCCAUGUAAGGAAUGUGGGAAAUCCUUCAGCCAGAAAUCAAAUCUCAUUGAUCAUGAAAAAAUUCAUACUGGAGAGAAACCUUAUGAAUGUAAUGAAUGUGGAAAAGCCUUCAGCCAGAAACAAAGCCUCAUUGCACAUCAGAAAGUUCAUACUGGGGAGAAACCUUAUGCAUGUAAUGAAUGUGGUAAGGCCUUUCCUCGAAUUGCAUCCCUUGCUCUGCAUAUGAGAAGUCAUACGGGGGAAAAACCUUAUAAAUGUGAUAAAUGUGGGAAAGCCUUCUCUCAGUUUUCCAUGCUUAUUAUACAUGUUCGAAUUCAUACAGGUGAGAAACCUUAUGAAUGUAAUGAGUGUGGAAAAGCCUUCUCUCAAAGCUCAGCCCUUACUGUACAUAUGAGAAGUCACACUGGUGAGAAACCCUACGAAUGUAAUGAAUGUAGAAAAGCCUUCAGCCAUAAGAAAAACUUCAUUACACACCAGAAAAUUCAUACUAGAGAGAAACCUUAUGAAUGUAAUGAAUGUGGGAAGGCUUUCAUUCAGAUGUCAAAUCUUGUUAGACACCAGAGAAUUCAUACUGGGGAAAAACCCUAUAUAUGUAAGGAAUGUGGGAAAGCCUUUAGCCAGAAAUCAAAUCUCAUUGCUCAUGAAAAAAUUCAUUCUGGAGAAAAACCCUAUGAAUGCAGUGAAUGUGGUAAAGCCUUCAGCCAAAAGCAAAAUUUUAUUACACAUCAGAAAGUUCAUACUGGAGAGAAACCUUAUGAUUGUAAUGAGUGUGGUAAAGCCUUCUCUCAAAUUGCAUCCCUUACUCUUCAUUUGAGAAGUCACACAGGGGAAAAGCCUUAUGAAUGUGAUAAAUGUGGAAAAGCCUUCUCUCAGUGCUCACUGCUUAAUUUACAUAUGAGAAGUCAUACAGGUGAGAAGCCCUAUGUAUGUAAUGAAUGUGGAAAAGCCUUCUCUCAAAGAACUUCCCUUAUUGUGCACAUGAGAGGUCAUACAGGUGAGAAACCCUAUGAAUGUAAUAAAUGUGGAAAAGCCUUCUCUCAAAGCUCAUCCCUUACUAUACAUAUACGAGGCCAUACAGGUGAGAAACCCUUUGACUGUAGUAAGUGUGGAAAAGCAUUCUCUCAAAUCUCAUCUCUUACUCUUCAUAUGAGAAAACAUACAGGUGAAAAGCCUUAUCACUGUAAUGAAUGUGGCAAGGCUUUCAGCCAAAAGUCACACCUUGUUAGACACCAGAGAAUUCAUACUCAUUAGAAAUCCUAUGAAUAUUGUGAAUAUGGGAAAGCCUUUGGAAGGGAUUAACACUUCAUUGCACAUUGCACAAAUGGUUCUAGAGCAGAAAACUAUGAAUGUGGGAAAGCUGUCUGAAGAAGUCACAAAUUUACAAAACAGAAUUCUUACCAGGUUGAAAAAUUACAUAAUGUAAAAGCUGAUUAUCUAAAACCUUAAGCAGACAUUUUACUUAUCCAUAAUAUUUAAUAAGAAUUCUCAUUAAAAUCUGAAACAAGAUAUCUGGUAUCAGCAUAUCAACAUAAUACUUGAACUCCCAGCCAAUGUCUUAAGCAAGAAAAAGAAGAUUGGGAAAAAAAGAGGAACUCUAAAAAUAACCUUUUAUACAAGAGAUAGUUAAUUGGAAAAUGUGUAGAUAGAAAAUAUCUAAGAAUAAACAAUGAUUUAUGAAACAUGUAUAUAAAAUUAUCAAACAUCUUGAAGGGCACAGAAGAACAUUAUGUCCCAAAAGACUUGACUUUGUAAAAAUAUAAGUUCUCUCCCAAAUCUGUAAGUUUAAUCUACUUACACUUAAAAUUUACAUCAGUUAUAUUUUAAAGCACUUCACAAACUGAUUCAAAAAUUUUAUAUGAAAAAGUAGAGGACACAAAUAGCUGAAACAGAUUUGAAAAAGCAAAACAAAUAGGGAAGACACGCUCUAUUAUAUAUUAUCCUAUACUUAUUUAAAGAUGUCCUUUAAACUAUAUUGAGGGAAUAAAUUAAUCAGUAAAAACAAUAAAUAUUGAGGAUUGAUACAAAAAUCGAAGAAAUGGGAAUUUUGUGUGUCAUAAUGCUAUUGAAAUCAUUGUGGAAUUAAUGGCAUAUUCGAUAAAUGAAAGGUCCAUAUGAGAAAAAAGUUAGCUUUCUACCUUACCAUAUACAAAAAUAAGAUCCAAAUAGAUUGACGACCAGAAUAUCAAAAGCAAAAUUCUCACACUAUGAUGAAAGUAGAAUGUAUUAGAGUAACAGAUUUCCUUAAAAACCCAUAAACAUGGAAGAAUUGAUUCUAUUUUGAUGUUUUGGCCUCAUAGGCACCCACAUAUGUGUGCAAAGAGAUAUAUGUAACUGUUCACUGCAUCAUGGUUUGUCUAAGUUGGAUAUAAAAAAUUUCCAUCAAUAGAGGCAUAGAUCAAUACAGUGUGAUUUUUUUCUUUGAUAGAAUACAGUAUUUAGAAGACACAAAAUUUACAUACAGUUACAUGGAUAGAUUGCAGCAUAUAAUAUCGAGAGAAAAACAAAAUGCACAAUGAAAUAUUGUAUAACAUUUGUAUAAUUUAAUAGAUGGUGCAAAGAACAGUACGGUGUAUUGGUCAUUGAUCCAUAUAUGACGUUGGUUGCCUUUUGGGAUGCGGGAAAGAUUUGCUGGGAGUUGUUAUAUUUACCUGUAAUAUUUAUUUAAUAAAAGAAUGCAAGCAAA